This is a messenger RNA of Williopsis jadinii, 1587 nucleotides long. It is a transcript of the gene MPA43, whose product is annotated as Mpa43p. Gene Ontology annotation, biological process: carbohydrate metabolic process. The coding region runs from base 10 to 1587 and encodes 525 amino acids. The transcript is spliced from 2 exons. The record is from RefSeq and is a predicted model, not a curated record. Gene Ontology annotation, molecular function: kinase activity. Lineage: Eukaryota; Fungi; Ascomycota; Saccharomycetes; Phaffomycetales; Wickerhamomycetaceae.
ACAUUGGCUAUGGCGGAAGCUCUGUUCUGUGGUGUUGAUGUUGGCUCCAGCUCUGUCCGUGUGCAGUUGAUUGACUCUGUGGGGAGGAGCCUCUACUCGACGAGCUGUGCCGUUGCGUACCGCGUGUGUGCUUCAGACCCGCGGUUUGUUACGCAGAGCUCUGAAGAGGUUUGGAAGGGCGUGAUGCGAUGCCUUGACGGCGCCAACAUUGUUGAUUCGGAAGCGAGUGUGUCGAUAUGUGUUAGUGCGACGUGCUCGCUGGUUGUGAAGGAGCGUGUGGGUGGGGAGUUGAGGCCGUACUCGUGUGCGAAGGACUCAGCUGACCCGGACCAGGACGUGGUGUUCUGGAUGGACACAAGGUCUGAGGCAGAAACGAUGGAGAUGAACGAGACUCUGAGAGAUGAUGGCUGUUUGAAGUAUCUUGGUGGUGCAUUUGCCCAGGAAAUGGCGUUGACCAAGGCCAAGUACGUGGUUGACCAUAUUGCUAAGGAUAGACUGGACAGCGUCGUCUUCUUUGAUCUACACGAUUACCUAUCGCUAAAGAUCUCUGAGCUGUUCCACUGUGAACCACUGGUGAUGGUCCCGGACUGUUCACAUGGGACGACACCAAGCGUUGGCCUGGAUGGCGAACUGAAGGGCUGGUCCUCUGAGCUUCUGAAGUCCAUAGGACUGGGGUGUCUUGCUAGGGAUAACUUCAGUCAGAUAGGUAAAACCGUGGUGCAAGGCGUGAUUGAUUCUUAUGGAAGCUGGAUUGGCUCAUGCUGUGGUAAUAUGAAGAAUACAUUGACGCUAGUUGCUGGUACAUCGACCUGUUUUAUGAUUUCUCACUCAAUGAAGGCCCCUACAGAUGGAAUAUGGGGACCUUUCAGCGUGGUCUUGAAAUCGUUAUCGGUGUCAACAAGUGGCUUCCCAACCACGGGCAAGCUGAUAGAGCAUCUCUUUGAAACGCAUCCUGCUUAUGAUGAAUUGAAAAAACUGGGCAAUCCAUUUGACACGUUGGAAUCGUUGAUAUCUACAGAAGAAGACAGGACAGGACAGAGUAUUCAUUACUCGGCGAAGAAUAUGUUCCUGUACGGUGAGCUGUCGGGAAACAGAACACCAUAUGGUGAUGCUGCAAUGAGAGGUGUGUUCUUUGGCGAAUCAACAGACGUGUCUCUCAGAGACAUGAUGCUCAAAUACGUUUGUAUACUGGAGUUUCUUGCAUUCCAAGUUAAACAGCUCUUAAGUAUUACUGGGGAAUUUGAGAUAUCGAGAAUCUUGAUCUGCGGGAGUCAAGCCAAGAAUAAGAGACUUAUAGAGCUGCUUGCAUUCAUAACAGGUCUUCCAAUCGACGUUAAUGAUUCGAUUGAUCCACAUCUAUCAGGAACAAGAGGUGCUGCUUACUUGGCCUAUUCAGGUGCGAGUGGACUAGAUCUCUUAGAGGUGAUUAGACGGUUAUCUCCUGAUGAAGCGAAAAGGUAUACAAGUAACACAGCAGACAUCAGGCUACGUUCAUUACUUGAUACAAAGUAUGAGAUAACUAUGGAUAUAGCAAAACAGCAGAUAAGAUAUAGACAGAUGGUUCAAUUGGCAUGUGCUUCAAACUGA